Molecule: messenger RNA, 927 nt
Organism: Scedosporium apiospermum
Lineage: Eukaryota; Fungi; Ascomycota; Sordariomycetes; Microascales; Microascaceae
Product: putative phosphoglycerate mutase
Exons: 2
Coding region: 1-927 (308 amino acids)
Cellular component (GO): cytoplasm
Molecular function (GO): phosphatase activity
Source: RefSeq, a predicted model, not a curated record
AUGUCCCACUACAAAUUCACCGCCAUCCCCGACAUCUUCACCAGCUUCGGCGCCGCCUGCGCCGCCGACCCGACCCUCAAGAUCACGACGCAGCCGGACCUGGCGCUGAUCGCCCGCGCCUACGAGACGGACGAUGCCGAGGACGAGAGCAACGGGACCUCGACGCAGUGGCAGCGGUUCGUAAAGUACGUCGAGGCGCUGAACGAGAAGGCGCCCGAGGGGACGUGCUACAAGGUUUUGUACUUGACGAGGCAUGGGCAGGGGGAUCAUAAUGUUAUGCACGAGAAGGUUGGGACGGAGGCUUGGGAUAGCCACUGGAGCCUCCUAGAAGGUGACGGCACCGUAUCCUGGGCCGACGCCCGCCUCACCCCCGAAGGCAUCUCCCAAGCAACCUCGCUCUCGGCCUUCUGGACCGACCUCAUCGAAAACGGCGCACCCUUCCCGCACUCGCUGUACACCUCCCCCCUGACGCGCUGCCUCCAAACCACGAAGCACAUCUGGCACCCCAUCUGCAACGCCCGCAACGCCCCCUUCAACCCGACCGUUAAGGAGCUCCUGCGCGAGCAGAUUACGGAUCAUACCUGCGAUAGGCGGAGCUCGCGAUCCUACAUUGUUGAGAACUUCCCCGAGUACCGCAUCGAGGAGAGCUUUACCGAGACGGACGAGCUGUGGCGGGCUGAUAGGUGGGAGCCUCUGCGGGAGCACGUGGAAAGGAAGCAGAAAGUGCUGGAGGAUAUCUUUGCGAAUGAUGAGGGCACAUUCCUGUCGCUGUCGGUGCACUCGUUUGCUAUCGCUGUGAUCAUGGCGGUGUGUAGGGCUGAGAUGUAUAGGGUGAAGGAGGGAACGUCAAUUGGUUUGCUGGUGAAGGCCGAAAAGGUGGAUGAGCCUCCCGUCAUUGAGGUUGGUGAGAGGUUGGUGGGUUACUAG